Messenger RNA from Exophiala dermatitidis NIH/UT8656, 291 nucleotides. RefSeq lists its product as uncharacterized. The transcript is spliced from 2 exons. The coding region runs from base 1 to 291 and encodes 96 amino acids. The record is from RefSeq and is a predicted model, not a curated record. Lineage: Eukaryota; Fungi; Ascomycota; Eurotiomycetes; Chaetothyriales; Herpotrichiellaceae.
AUGCCUGGAUCAUGGAGAGCGUCGAAGCGAGUCGAGCGUGUUGAACAAAAGGCAAAUGAAUCUCUUCUCGAAGCUCAAUCACGCAGCGAUGCAGAGUUCUCCCAGGUUGAGGCCAGCCUGCCGAAACGUUAUACUAGGGCUGAUACAGGCUUCUUGGACAAGAGAAUGAGUCUCCUUGGUUCACACAAUCCCUUCGGCAGGAAGGCAUGCCCCAGGGAUAACACGGUGUGGGUUUUCGACAACACCGCAUAUAGGCCCGUUAGGCCAGGCAAAGACGAAGUUCAGCCAUAG